GUACAGAAACAGCUGAUUUAAGUCAUAGUAUCAAAAUUUGUUCGAAACUUCGCGCUGUCAUUUACUUUUUGCUUAUUAUACUUCAAUCGAUUUAGAACAUUGUUAAUAAUUAGUACUUACGUGAAGAAUGUAUUACUGUCACAGAGAUAGUCAAAGAAAGAAUGGGUUUUGUCGCAUUGCAUUCUAUGAUGUGCAUCUUCAGUUUUGUUUUCAUUUUAUUACGUACUGUCCGUGAACUGUUGUGAGACCUUCAGCAAUACAAAACUACAAUGGCAGAUAGUGAGAAACCUUUUACUUGUUCAUCACCAGGUUGCAAUAUGAAUUUUACAAACGAAGAUCAGUUAUCUGUACAUAAGAAAAAGCACGACAUGAUGUUGAACUUAGGAAAUGGUUCUAAGAAUGUUGGUUUCAUGGCCGAUCAGACUCCAACUCCGACGCGUUUCAUCAGAAACUGCGAAGAAGUAGGGUUAUUUCAAGAUUUACAAAAUGUGAACCCGUUCGAGGAAACAUUCAGGAGGGCAGUAGAAUCGGGAAACACUGGUACACUUACAGUACCGGAGGCUGGGAUUACAGACGAUACUCUACACACUCCCCAUAUAUUUCCUCACAUAACAGAUGUGCUGCCUACCGGUAAUCAAAUUCUGCCAGAGAACAGCAUUCAGGAAUGCACCAGCAGCAUCUCGAUCACAGAAAACAGUACAGACGAACGAACCACUGUUGACACAGAAGUCUGUAGCAGCAUGAAACUCUCUGUAUCGAACAAGCAAGAUUUAACGAAGGAUAAACUAACGACAGAGAAAACCGAAACGCUUACAGAAAAUAUUAUUCAUCAAGUUACAAGCACACCAAUAAUACCUAAGAUUUUACAAGAACGGCCAACUCCGCAAUUAUCAAUAAAUGGAGAAGAAGUGCAGCUACUUUUGAAAACUUCCGACGGUAAACUGAUGCAGCUGUCUGCAAUUCCAAUUUCCGGUUCUAGUAACGCUAAUACCGUACAACCACCGAAACAUCCAACAGUUGUGAUAAAGACAGAGCCUCCUUUGCAAUAUACGACAAAAGGGGAUUUCGAGAAGUCGGAUUCAAUGUUAUCCUUGGCAAAAAUGAAAUUGAAACAAGUAUUAACAAAAAGUACGGACUUGAAAAAUCUGAUAACCGAGGACAGCUCAGGGAGAAACGAGUUUAGCAAUUCGAAGAAACAAAAUCGUGGCAAGACGAUGGAAGAGCAGAUAAAAAAGAAAGACAUCCUUGAACGGAACCGUGCGAGUUCGAUGAGGGCAAGAGCCAAAAGAAAAGCGUGGAUACAACAGCUCGAAAGGACGGUCGCGAAUGUGAAUGAAACGAACGUGGCCCUGCAAAUGGAAAUAAAGGUUUUACGAGCAGAGGUCGCCAAGUUGAAGACUCUGCUAUUGGCCCACAAAGAUUGCCCAGUCACGAAGGCGAUGCAGAAAGGGAGUAGCAUAGUACUGGGCCCCAAAGUAAUAUCGUUGAAUUCGGAUCUGAUGGCCAAUCCGACAACCCCAAUGGGAAUUUUGAUGAAGCGACCGACAUCGUAUUCUUCCGCAGAAGCCUCUGUCGUGCCGAAGAAAAAAUUAUGUAUGGCGCCUUUGAAAAACCCGAUUAUCUUCCCAAAAGUAGAUUCCAACACGAGCAUUUCAUUUUCUAACGCGACAUUUAUCAAAACGAUGCCUGCCAUCAAGCUCAUGGGCGUCAAUCAGCUUUUAACGGAAACGAAGGAAGCCAAGCAGAUUUUAAUCAUGCAAAAUCCACGGAGGAAAAUAGUGAAGUCCACUAAACAAAUAAUUCAGAUUAACCCUAAUUACGAGACAGACUUAGGUGACACGAAAAGCGCCGGAACGUAAAUGCAAUAGAACCACAUUUUUAGCAAACUACCCUAUCGAAAAUUGAAAAACUUUGCUCAAUCGCGAGGGAGAACAAGUCGUGUCAUAAUUGUUAAAAGAAUAUUGUUGAAAGUUAUUUUUUUCUAAGAGAAAGAUAUAUAUGC
Molecule: messenger RNA, 2002 nt
Organism: Colletes gigas
Lineage: Eukaryota; Metazoa; Arthropoda; Insecta; Hymenoptera; Colletidae
Gene: Atf-2
Product: cyclic AMP-dependent transcription factor ATF-7
Exons: 7
Coding region: 270-1859 (529 amino acids)
Biological process (GO): regulation of transcription by RNA polymerase II
Molecular function (GO): cAMP response element binding; DNA-binding transcription factor activity, RNA polymerase II-specific
Source: RefSeq, a predicted model, not a curated record